CGAAAGUUGAAUAACUGAAGUUUCAUCAAGUAAUAAUCUUCUCAAUAUGACUAUUACAGUCGGAAUCGCCGGUAUAACCGGCAAGUUCGCCCGCGAACUCGCGUCAAUACUUCUCAAAUACCCCGAUAUCAAGAUUAAGGGGUACUGUCGUGACCCUUCUAAAGUUCCAGAGCCAUUAUCUUCCAAGGUUGAGCUUUCGAAGGGGGAUGCCUUCGACACGUCCGCUGUCCGUUCCUUCGUCGCCGGGUGCGAUGUGGUUGUGUGCUGCUACCUCGGCGACGGCAAGUUGAUGGCGGACGGGCAGAAAGCGCUCGUCGACGCCUGCGCUGCCGAGGGCGUCCCGCGCUAUGUAGCUUCGGAUUGGACGUUGGAUUAUACUAAGCUUAAGCUAGGAGAUCUCUUCCCCAAGGAUCCGAUGAUCCAUGUCAAGGCGUAUCUAGAUGCCCAAGACAAGGUCAAGGGCGUACAUAUCUUGGUCGGCAUGUUCAUGGAGGUCUUCUUUAACCCGGUAUUCGGUACCUGGGAUGCUGAUUCUGCAACUCUCAAGUAUUGGGGCACGGGUAACGAGAUAUGGGAAGCUACUACGUACCGGAAUGCGGCUGAGUAUACCGCAGCGGUUUGCGCAGAUAAGAACGCCGUCGGGAUUAAAAAAUUUGUCGGCGGGCGGGCAACAAUCCGCGAGAUCGCUGAAUCCUUCGAGAAAGUCUACGGGGUAAAGCCUAAGCUCGAGAACCACGGCUCAUUGGAUGAUCUGUUCAGGCAUAUGCAUAGCCUGAGAGAGAAAGACCCUCAAAAUGUCUUCUCCUAUAUGUUUUUAUUUUAUCAGUACUAUAUGACCAACGGACAGGCGCAUCUGGGUCCCGAGUGCGACAACGAUCAAUAUCCUCAAGUCAAGCCCGUAAAUUGGGAGGACUAUCUGAGAUCGGUUCCGAAGGACCAAUUAUUGAGUGCUCACUCAAAUGUCGGGAAAAGUACUUAAGGAGACGAUGAG
Daldinia loculata is the source of this 991-nucleotide messenger RNA. Its product is annotated as nmrA-like family protein. NCBI's taxonomy places the organism in Eukaryota, Fungi, Ascomycota, Sordariomycetes, Xylariales, Hypoxylaceae. The coding region runs from base 47 to 979 and encodes 310 amino acids. The record is from RefSeq and is a predicted model, not a curated record. The transcript has 3 exons.